GCCGGCCCCUUUGUCUGUCCGCAGCCCCGCCCGUCCCAGCAGUGGAGCCGGUGAGCCCUCUGCCGAGGGAAGGACCCCCCUGCUCCUGGGCCAGGGAAACAUGUCCCGUCGGAAACAGACUACUCCUAAUAAAGUUCAUUUGAACAAGAUCAUCUAUUUCUGCAAUAUCUGAUUCUGUCACCAUGUCUCAGAGGAGACCAUCAUAUGAACAUGCGGCCAGCUGGUAUGAAGCUAACAUACAGGCUCUGGUAUCCAUCUAGGGAGAGGCGCUCUGGUACCAAUUGAACUUCUUCACACACAACACGUUAAUGUAUGACCAGGUAUCUGAGCAGCUGUUUGACGUGGGCAUCACCAGGAGAAGCAAGUGGUGCCACAAGAAGAAAAAGGGACUGAAAGGCCUAUGCAGCAUGACCCAGGACAGUAACAGUCUCUCCGGCUCAGGAUGGAAAACUGACCCCUUUUAUAAUGAGCAGCACUGAACUGUCGGGACUCACCCAGCCUGCGGAGAGCCCAGGAGUGCCAUGCAGAGCACUUGUGACAGACAAGGAGCAUCAGCUCCAAGAACUGGGUGAACUGUCGGUAUGAGGAGUCAGAAUGGGAGACAACAGGCGUAUUACUGGGAUCUCUUCCUGGGGACGGAGAUAGCUUGGGAGGAGGAGGAAUUGGGCCGCAGUGCCCUUACAGCCAUAUGGACAUGCCCGAACAGGGAUGGGCAGGUGCAUUAGCUCCCCAGUGAGCAAGUUUCAGGUCCUGGAAAAGGAAGUGUGGAGAAGACCUGUGUGAACAGGGACUUUGGUCCCUCCUUGAACUUGUACAAGUAUUUAAAGAGGCUCCUCUCAGGACUCGUGUAGGCUGAGCCGGACAGGGGACUUGUGUAAGGCUUUUGCAGAGCGCGAGAGAUGUGAAUGGAGGAGGCAGGGUCCCAGAGGGACAGGGCUCAGGAAAAACUGCCUGCCAGGUUAACACCAUCUGGUCUUAGCAUGCCUUCCCCUCCUGCCCAGCACCACUGGGGCCCUGUACCACCACAGCCAUUCUCAGGCAUCCCCCUCUUUUACAAGACUGUGGAAAGGAGAACUGGAGCCCAAAAGAGAGAGACUAUCAGGACCUCCGCAUGCGCUCUCUCUAACUCUGGUGACUUGUUUUGGUAUUGCAGCAACCUGCAGCCUUGUUUGUAUUUAAUAAAGUUGUGGAAAAGCAUUUGUGAGUUCAGUACCAAGCAUACUGUCCUUUAUCCCCACAAGCCACUCCUCGUGCUCCUUUGUCAAAGGGCGUGCAACACCUCCAACGCAGGAGCUAUAUGAAUGCAUACAAACAACGAGAGGAAAAUCCCACCACCUUGGACUGGUCUCUUGUACCUUGGUCCUGCCAGUCUGAGGUUGCGAUGGGGACCCAAAGGACAGAAGCAGCACUCCACCCAAUGGAAAUCAUUCUCCAGCACGAUUUGGAAUCAUCCACUGGGGGAGCAAGUCUUCGCAGGGCUGGAGGAGCAAGCCCGCCAGGCCAUGAUGAAAAAUGACUUUCCUGGAGCCUUUGGAGAGCAGCGGCCAACAAUUCACCAACUGCAGGAUCAGGACUCCAGCAGCAGUGACAGUGAGGGUGAGGAAGAGGAGACCACGCAGGAUGAAGUCUCUUCUCACACUUCUGAGGAGGAUGGCACGAUGGUGAAAGUGAAAACGGAAUUAGAAAAUGCAGAGCAGCCUGUAGCUGGAAACCAACAGAUUGGAGAAAAUGAGGUGACUGAGGAUUUGAAUACAGCGUCCAUGCUGGGACUGUCGCAGUGCCCACUCUGCCAGCUGGAAUGUGGGAGCAGAGAGCAGCUCAUUGCUCACGUGUACCAGCACACUGCAGCUGUGGUCAGCGCCAAGAGCUACAUGUGUCCGGUGUGUGGCAGAGCCCUCAGCUCCCCAGGGUCCCUGGGGCGACACCUCCUGAUCCACUCAGAGGACCAACUGUCAAACUGUGCAGUGUGUGGGGCACACUUCACCAGCCAUGCCACAUUCAACAGUGAGAAACUGCCAGAAGUGCUUAGUGCAGAUUCCUUGCCCACCCUGCACAGCGAGGGCCCGUCUGGUGCUGAGGACAAGGACGUUGCCUUUAACGCCCCUGUGUAUCCUGCGGGCAUCCUCCUAGUGUGCAACAACUGUGCUGCCUAUCGCAAGCUGCUGGAGGCACAGGCUCCUGGCGUGCGCAAGUGGGCGCUUCGCCGGCAGAACGAGCCACUAGAAGUGCGGCUUCAGCGCCUGGAGCGGGAGCGCACGGCCAAGAAGAGCCGGCGGGACAACGAGACGCCAGAGGAGCGGGAGGUGAGGCGCAUGCGGGACCGAGAGGCUAAACGCCUGCAGCGCAUGCAAGAGACAGACGAACAGCGGGCGAGGCGGCUACAGAGGGACCGGGAGGCCAUGAGACUGAAACGUGCUAAUGAGACCCCGGAGAAGCGGCAGGCUCGGCUCAUCCGGGAGCGCGAGGCCAAGAGGCUGAAGCGGCGCCUGGAGAAAAUGGACAUGAUGCUUCGGGCCCAGUUUGGCCAGGACCCCUCUGCCAUGGCUGCUUUGGCAGCCGAGAUGAACUUCUUCCAGCUGCCAGUGAGCAACGUGGAGCUGGAAAGCCAACUGCUGGGCAAGAUGGCCUUCGAGGAGCAGAGCAACAGCACGCUGCAUUGAGCUGCAGCCCAACCACCGCCGCGGCUCCACGUGGCCCACUGGACGCCAGCAGCCUGGCCGCUGCCGCUCCCCAGCGGGAGGCUCACAUACGGCACCUGACGGACCCUUCCCGCCCCCACUUCUCCCACAACAGGCAGAUCUGGGCUGCUCCUGCACAUGGGAAUGGAGCUGGGAGGCGUCCGCUCAGGCAGCACUGGUGAGAGUGGGCUGUCGGGAUACAGUCUGCUCCAGUGGCCGAGCCACAGCCGACGAACAGAGGGAAAAUAAAUUAAUUUUAUGUGUAA
This is a messenger RNA of Mauremys reevesii (Reeves's turtle), 2944 nucleotides long. It is a transcript of the gene ZNF821, whose product is annotated as zinc finger protein 821. Gene Ontology annotation, cellular component: nucleus. Gene Ontology annotation, biological process: regulation of transcription by RNA polymerase II. Lineage: Eukaryota; Metazoa; Chordata; Testudines; Geoemydidae. The transcript has 10 exons. Gene Ontology annotation, molecular function: RNA polymerase II cis-regulatory region sequence-specific DNA binding; DNA-binding transcription activator activity, RNA polymerase II-specific. Bases 1302 to 2660 code for a protein of 452 amino acids. The record is from RefSeq and is a predicted model, not a curated record.